UUCGGUGUCAAACACCAAAUCAGAAAUUUCCAAAGAGGCCUGCAGAAAUUGCUCAAAAUCUCCCUCUCUCUCUCUCUCUCUCUCCUCUCUCUCUCUCUCUCUCUACUGUACUAUUGCUUGUUGGGGUGUUUUUUAUAGUCUCUUUCUCCCUCGUUUGUUUCUUGGUACUCUCUCUCCAAGAUUUGUUUUUUUUUUGGGUCAGACUUUCCUCUUCCUCAUCAACUUCCCCCUGAUCUUGAUCGCAGACCCACCAUAUAAACCCUAGGAAUUCUUCCAACCAACGAUCCAGGUGUGGAUAAGAGACCUUCCCCUCCACACCCAUUUGCCAGGAAUCGCCGGAGCGGCCGGAAAAUUCCGAGCUUUUUCGCAAUCUGUAGGGUUCCGUCGCCGUCAAGAUCAAGAUCAAGAUCAAGAUCGGUCUGGUACCCACCAAACCCUAACCCUAGAUCUCCCCCGGGCGGAGCUGAUCGUGAUUUUCCGGGGGCAAUCGUCGUUCCGUCGAUGUCACAGCUGAAGACGAUCUCGCUCUCCCACCUGGACAAUGUACCAUCCUCGCCGGGGAAGUUCAAGCCCGACAAGUCGUUGACCUACAUCCACCGCCUGCGGCUGCACUCCUCCGUGUCCAAGCUCACCCUCUGGCUGGCCCUCUUCCUCGGCCUCCUCGUCUUCUUCUUCUUCCUCUCCCCGCCCGCCGCGUCCCCGCCGCCGCGGCGGUCCCUCGGCUCCUGGGGCGGGUCGCGCUGGGAGAAGCGGAUCCGGACGUCGGCCCGGGUCCGAUCGCGGUCCAGCUUCACGGUCCUGGUCACCGGGGCGGCCGGGUUCGUCGGCACCCACGUCUCGCUCGCCCUCAAGCGCCGCGGCGACGGCGUGAUCGGGCUCGACAAUUUCAAUGCGUACUACGACACCAGGCUCAAGAGGGCCCGGCAAGAGAUGCUGGAUCAAGCGGGGGUUUUCGUCGUCGAAGGAGAUAUCAAUGAUAAGGAUCUCCUGAAUAAGCUGUUCGAUGUGGUGCCGUUCACUCAUGUAAUGCAUCUCGCGGCGCAGGCCGGGGUGCGCUAUGCGAUGCAGAACCCGGCAUCUUAUGUCCAUAGCAACAUCGCCGGGUUUGUGAACCUUCUGGAGGUGUGCAAAUCCGCGAAUCCGCAGCCAGCGAUCGUGUGGGCUUCUUCCAGUUCGGUCUACGGGCUCAAUUCCAAGGUGCCCUUUUCAGAGAAGGACCGGACGGAUCAGCCUGCGAGUCUGUAUGCUGCCACGAAGAAGGCUGGUGAGGAAAUCGCACACACUUAUAAUCAUAUUUAUGGGUUAUCUAUCACUGGAUUGCGGUUUUUCACGGUGUAUGGACCGUGGGGUAGGCCGGACAUGGCGUACUUCUUUUUCACCGAGGAUAUCUUGAAAGGGAAGGAGAUUACAAUAUACGAAGGGCCUGAUCAUAUCUCUGUUGCUAGGGAUUUUACCUUCAUUGAUGAUAUUGUGAAGGGCUGUGUGUCUGCCUUGGAUACUGCCAAGAAAAGUACCGGGAGCGGUGGGAAGAAGAAGGGGUCUGCGCAGUUCCGAAUUUUCAAUUUGGGGAAUACAUCCCCGGUGCCCGUGACAAAGCUUGUGAACAUAUUGGAAAAGCUUUUGAAGGUUAAGGCUAGGAAGAAGUUCUUGCCUUUGCCGAGGAACGGCGAUGUGAAAUUUACACAUGCAAACAUAAGUUUGGCUCAGCGCGAGCUUGGAUAUAAGCCAACCACUGACUUGGAGACAGGGUUGAAGAAAUUUGUGAAGUGGUACAUUAGUUACAAUAAAGGGUCGAAAAGGAGUUCCUGGUGAAAUUCUAUAUGCCAGUGCUAGUUUACAAAAAUGAUAAUUGAUCUCGACAUUGACUUGGUGUCCCUGUGAUCCUUAAAUUCGAUUCUAUCUACGCUCAUUCGAUUGGUAUCAUCAUAGAAAAGGAACUGAGUCCUGUACCGUCCAGAAUUCAGCAGGAUGAAGCAUUCUUUUGCAGGGCAUUCUGAACUGUAUGUGCUAUGGUAAUUGGGAGCAUCGCACCAAUUUUUCCCAAAUAUAGGUUCCUUUCUGCACUCUAUGAUUAUUUUAGAUCUGAAAUAUUGUACAGUCCAUGACUGUAGAGAUUACAAUCAUAUGUUGAUUGUUGGAACUUUUUCUUUUCUGAUGGAUGGGAAUAAGAUUUCAAUUUGCUGCAAUGAGUUUUUCGUUUGUCUUGUUCCUGAAGUGUUUGAUGAGGUUGCCUCUAUUA
Molecule: messenger RNA, 2239 nt
Organism: Eucalyptus grandis
Lineage: Eukaryota; Viridiplantae; Streptophyta; Magnoliopsida; Myrtales; Myrtaceae
Product: UDP-glucuronate 4-epimerase 3
Exons: 1
Coding region: 502-1812 (436 amino acids)
Source: RefSeq, a predicted model, not a curated record